Menidia menidia (Atlantic silverside) is the source of this 5546-nucleotide messenger RNA. The record is from the annotation of a GenBank genome assembly. Lineage: Eukaryota; Metazoa; Chordata; Actinopteri; Atheriniformes; Atherinopsidae.
CUUCCAUACUGCUUUGAUGUCAAUGAUACGGCAAAUGACUGAGAUAUUAUAGCAACACGAGAGGCUAAAGGCCAAACAGAAUCAUCCUAUUUUCAGGAUCGAAGGUCCACAAUGUUUGGGGUUCCUCAAAGCUCAAAGUCCGAGUUCCUGGACAAAGCCAGGCAGGCCAGAGAAGAAAGGAAAGGACAGAAGGAGAAGGAGAGGGCAGCAAUCCUUAUUCAAGCUCUGGUCCGGAGAUUCCUCUGUCGCUGUAGACUGAAGAGGGAACUAAGGAAGGAUGUCGAUGACUAUUUUCAAACCUCUGAAACUGGAACAACAAAGAGAAAUGCACUUUCAAUUUUCAAAAUUGCUCGAAAAUUACUAUUCAUAUAUUGUCACGAGGAUAAGAUGAGAUUUGAGAAACUUUGUCGCGCUAUCUUGGCCAGCAUGGAGGUUGAAAAUGAACCCAAAGUGUGGUAUGUCUCCUUGGCUCUGUCCAAAGACCUCACAAUUCCCUGGCUCAAACAGGUCAAAGAUGUUUUAUGGACCUGCUGCCAGCUGCUGAAAAAUCUAAAGCCAGACAUACUUCAAGACAACAAGUUGGUGACGCUGUACCUGACCAUGCUCGUGACCUUCACUGACACGUCCACAUGGCGAAUCGUCAGAGGGAAAGGUGAAGCUCUCAGACCGGCUUUGAUGAGGAUUUGUGAAAACAUCAUGGGUCAUCUUAAUCAAAAGGGAUUCUAUUCAAUACUGCAGAUCUUGCUGACCAAUGGCUUGGCCCGUUCCAGACCAUCUUUCUCCAAAGGCACUUUGACGGCUGUUUUCACUUUAUCACUAAGGCCAGUCAUUGCUGCUCAUUUUUCUGAAAACCUGCUGCGAUCAUUCCUAAUCCACAUCAUGUCAGUUCCUGCCAUCAUCUCCCACCUCAGUGUGCUGACUCCAGAGUGCAUGGCAUCCAUCCAAACACACGACCUGCUGCGGAAGUUCAUUUUGUUUCUCAGUCGGGAAGAACAGUGUCUGGACAUUUGCGUCUGUCUCGAGGGCAGCCACACUCUCUGCUUACUUGGCAACCUGAUUCAUCUGGGCUAUCUCAGUGGGAAGGUCUUAGAAGAGGAGGCCAACCAUUUUGUGAAGGACCUAACUGACAUGCUGUCCUACUGCCAGAGAUAUGUUUCCCAAAAAAAGUCAAAUUUAACCCACUGGCACUCUGUCCUGGGCUGGUUCUCUCAAACUGUGGACUAUGGCCUGAAUGAAUCGAUGCCUCUGGUCACCAAACAGCUUCAACACCUGUGGGGUGUGUCUAUCAUUCGAACCCUCUUCAGUGAUGUCCUUUCUAAAAAGCUGGAGAGCCAGGAGCCCACUCCCCUGCCCCCACAGCCCAGCACAUCCCAGAACAACCUACCAGUUAAAAAUCUGUUCAAGAGGGCAUUUCAAAAGUCUGCCUCUGUGCGGAACAUCCUGAAACCAGUUGGAGGGAAGCGAGUGGACUCAGUUGAGGUUCGGAAGGUGUGCAGCAUCUGUGUGCUUUAUCAGACCGCCCUGUCCACUCUGACGCAGAUACGCCUGCAGAUACUCACCGGUCUGACACAUCUCGAUGACCUCUUGCCCAAACUCUGGGCCUUCAUAUGUGAACUUGGUCCUCAGGGGGGGCUCAAACUCUUCAUGGAGUGUCUUAAUAAUGACACUGAAGAAUCCAAGCAACUUCUGGCUAUGCUCAUGCUCUUCUGCGAUUGCUCUCGCCACCUUAUCACAAUUCUGGAUGACAUUGAAGUUUAUGAGGAACAAACAUCCUUCAAGAUAGAGGAACUCCUGACGAUCUCCUCUUUUCUGAAUACUUUUGUGUACAAGAUGGUUUGGGAUGGAAUUUUAGAAAGUGCAAAAGGGGAGAAACUGGAGCUGUUCCAUAGUGUUCAUGGUUGGCUGAUGGUGCUUUAUGAGCGGGACUGCAGGCGCAGGUUCACCCCUGAUGAUCACUGGCUACGAAAGGAUCUGAAGCCUAGUUUGUUGUUCCAAGAGCUGGAGAAAGGCAAGAGAAGAGCCCAGCUUUUGCUGCAGUACAUCCCCCAUGUCAUCCCACACAAAAAUAGGGUGCUGCUGUUCAGGAACAUUGUCACAAAGGAGAAAGAAAGUUUGGGGUUGAUUGAAACCAGCUCUGCUUCACCACACGUCACUCACAUUACAAUACGUCGCUCGCGGAUGUUGGAGGAUGGAUACGAUCAGCUCCGCAGGCUGCCAGCCAACUCGAUCAAAGGUGUCAUCCGUGUGAAGUUUGUCAACGACCUGGGCGUGGACGAGGCUGGAAUUGAUCAGGAUGGUGUUUUCAAAGAGUUUCUGGAGGAAAUCAUAAAGAAAGUUUUCAACCCUGCUUUAAACCUGUUUAAGACUACAAGUGGAGAUGAAAGGUUAUAUCCUUCACCCACGUCGUACAUUCAUGAGAAUCAUUUGCAGCUGUUUGAGUUUGUUGGGAAGAUGCUGGGAAAAGCUGUUUAUGAGGGCAUUGUUGUGGACGUCCCAUUUGCCUCUUUCUUCCUCAGCCAAGUCUUAGGGCACCACCACAGCACCUUCUACAGCUCCAUUGAUGAGCUUCCCUCACUGGACUCUGAGUUUUACAAAAACCUCACCUCAAUCAAGCGGUAUGAUGGAGAUGUUGGAGAUCUUGGACUGACACUGUCAUAUGAUGAGGAUGUUAUGGGACAGCUUGUCUGUCAUGAGUUGAUGCCUGGGGGGAAAACUAUGCCAGUAACCAAUGAAAAUAAGAUUAGCUACAUCCACCUCAUGGCUCACUUCCGGAUGCACACGCAGAUUAAGGAGCAAACGGCUGCUUUCAUCAGGGGCUUCCGCAGCAUCAUUAAUCCAGAGUGGCUGCACAUGUUUUCCACACCUGAGGUUCAGCGGCUUGUCUCAGGAGAUAACGCUGAAAUUGAUCUAGACGAUCUCAAGAAGCACACGGUCUACUAUGGAGGCUUUCACAGCAGCCAUCGUGUCAUCAUCUGGCUGUGGGACAUUCUAUCAAGUGACUUUAAUGCUGAAGAAAGAGCCAUGUUCCUUAAAGUAAACCGAAUUUUUGUUACCAGCUGCUCGAGGCCUCCUCUUUUAGGCUUUGCUUACCUCAAACCACCCUUCUCCAUCCGCUGUGUGGAAGUUUCAGACGAUCAGGACACUGGAGACACUCUUGGGAGUGUCCUCAGGGGCUUUUUCACCAUUCGGAAGAAGGAGCCUGGUGGUCGACUACCCACUUCAUCAACAUGCUUCAACUUGCUCAAGCUACCGAACUACAGCAAGAAGAGCAUCCUGCGUGACAAGCUGCGCUACGCUAUUAGCAUGAAUACAGGCUUUGAGCUCUCCUAACUUGGUUCUGCGUCGGAACAAAUUGCACUGAAGAAUUAUGUCAAGCUGCAUAAGCCAAUCAGAGGCCUCUCUUACCUGUACCCGUGCGUGUGACAUUUAAGGAGCAUUGGCUAAAUGACAGGAAGCCCAUGAAGUAACUUUUUGUCUCUAACAGUGAGCUUUGAUGGAAGUAGUUCUUCUGUUUCUUUCUCUCUCUCCCAUCAAGAGAGACACGGCUCCCGCAGCACAAUCAAUUUUUAACAUCUCCCUCUGCCACUCCAUAUAGUGAAUAUAUGGUGUAUUUAACUCGGAAAAAGUACGGAUACAAUGUGGCGAGAUCACUGAUUCUCAGGCUUAACAGAAUCGUUCUUGGAUCUAACGCCACUAUUUUAAGCAAAUUGGAAAGCAAUACAGAUGCAAUGUAAGCCAUAGGAAAUAUGGUCGGCUCAUUCGAGCAAAAUCAGAUGAUGCAUCUUUGACAUACUUAAACGUUUGGAUUCCGUCAUGCAGACAACUUCAAGCUGGCAUUGGAUGAGUCUUAAGAUGUUUUGCCGAACAUAAUGUAUCUUGUACAAGUGGAAGAGAAAUCAAUGUCUUGCGUUCAACCUCAGUGAAGAAGAGGUUCCUCAAAAGAGUGACCCUGUGUAGAUUAUAAUACGUUUCAUUUUGAAGAAAAUCCCUGGACCUCUGCCCGUUUCUCCCUGUUAAACUGUCCACCUUCCCAUGAGAGACAUUGGUUCUCUGGUUUUUAUGUUCUUGAUUAAUUUGAGAACUUAACACUGGCUUCAGUUCAGGUGAAGCAGCACAGACUGAUCAUCUCAUCAUGCUGUGGUUUGAUUUUACGAAGAUGUCCUCACUGAAGCAUUUAGUACCAUUGGGGAGAACAAAAGGAGUAAAAUGUCUGUUGUUAGGAUUUGUAUCUUCAGAGAAGAGCAGACACUGUUGCUGUAUGUCACACAUCUGUGUUUAACUUCCACUUUAACAACAUGAAGAUUGGAAUUAAUCAGCCAUGUUUGUCUGUUUUUAUUAGAAAAACGUCCUCACGAAACCUGUAACGCUGAGUGCCUCAUGUGUCACCAUUACCCCUCGCCAUCGCGUUUUUGACUCUGUUUCAGCUGUAAACCAAUAACAAUACGUAUUGGAAACAAGCCAUAGAAGUGGGGGCUAUGUUCCUGGAUUACUUCUCCGAUCCUACCCAACCACUGUACUACCACCACAACAUCCAUAGAGGGUUUACCUAUGAUACUCUCUGAUCUCUGUGGACUUUUUGGAGCCAUGAAGCAAAAUUUUGAGGUCUAAAAUCUUUUUAAAAAAUGAUGUCAUGGACUGCUUUGUCAGCUAAAUGCAACUGUUUGAUUUGAUGAGGCUUCCUUGGAAAUGUGGGAGCCACGUUUCUGUGGUAUGUGGCAAGGUGAAGGAGGUGAAUGUGACCUUAUAAGCUUAACUAUUACUUCUUCUUUACAGGGUUCAUUUACAUUAGAACGGGAAAGAUAAGACUUCUCGGUCAUUUGCAGGAAAAAGAACAGCGACUUUUACUGAAAGAAAUGAGUAGAGGAAUUGAGCAAACGCUACCAAGUUCUAUAUUAUGCAAAAAAAAGUGUCUUCUGUCAAGAAUGAGUGUGAAUACUUUUGUUUGUAAGUAUCCCAGUUUCUAAAUAGUUAUACUAUUGCCACUAACGUCCUCAUAAACAAUUUUAAAAUAAGUAUUUCUAAUUAAAUUGUAACCCUUACGUGUAGAGAUAACACUGGUUGAAAUUUAACUCUUCACAAUGGUCUUCGAAAUAUGACAAAUCAGUGGAGAACCCCUCAGUUCGUCUCUUUUUCAGCUUUACAAGCAAGUGUUGUUGAGACAGGAAAGUAGGAUUUAAAAAAAAAAAAAAAAAGAUUAACUGCAGUGAGUAUGUGUUGGUGUGUAAAUGAUAAAAUAACCUUACAUGCUUGUCUCCUGAUGGGCUCACUCCUCUGUUUUAAAUGAUGUCAAGAGAAGGCUAGACCUUCAGUGUACCAGUGGGCCCCCGAGGCUUUGACUAUCCUAUCUUUUAGUACAACAAAGAAUAAAAAUGAUUGUGAAAACGUUCCCAAUCCUGCUGUGAAAUGUAAUCUCUUUCAUAAAAGAUGCACCGCUGUAUGGAGUGUUUUUGUGUUAAGAUGCCCCUGUGAGGUUUGUCCACUGUAAGAUACUAUGUUCUGUAAUGUCAAAUCUUGUACACAAGUAUUAUAUAAAUUCUUUUAAACCA